UAGUGCUAAGACGAAAACUACCGACCGCGUGGUAAUGGAUGCUUCUGUUUGACCAGAAAGUAGCGUAUAUUUUGGGGAAAAUGUCUGACGGACAAUUCAGCGAUGCUGAAAGUGAUGCUGAGACAUCUGCAUCACCUGGUGCAUCAAAGACCACUAGGCGUAUGAAAACUCUGACACUAUUUGAUUGUAUGGACAAUUUGAAGCAGUCAGGCAAUAGUGACAUAAAUUUUCACUUUCAGUCUAGUACAGAGGGACAAGAUGAGUUAAACGAUGGUGAGGAUGAAUUUUCAGAUGAUGAUGAUGACGACGACAAUGAUGACCUGUACGAAUGGGGAACUGGCCAAAAAGAUAAAGGCGUAUUAACUAAUGGAAAACACACACAUCUUAAUCAACAAACACAGUCCAAUCGCGUCACUGACUUCCAACCUCAAGAAAAGCUUUUCAAACGCUUCUUGAAUAAGAUAAAUGUUGAAAAGUAUGAAGGCCCAAGUCUCCCUAAUCAUGCUACAAACAAAUUAAUUCAAAAUGCUAAGAAAGCAGAUGCUGAUAGGAUAAGAACUAAGGAUAAACAGGAUAGGGCAACCGCGGAACAAGUAAUGGAUCCAAGAACUCGAAUGAUCUUGUUUAAGCUACUGAAUAGAGGAGUUGUUACAGAAAUAAAUGGCUGUAUAUCUACAGGGAAGGAGGCUAAUGUAUAUCAUGCAACUGGCAAAGAUGGAAAGAACCUUGCUAUUAAAAUAUAUAAGACUUCAAUACUUGUGUUUAAAGACCGUGAUAAAUAUGUGAGUGGAGAAUUUAGAUUUCGUCAUGGCUAUUGCCGUAGUAAUCCAAGAAAAAUGGUGAGAACUUGGGCAGAGAAAGAAAUGAGGAACUUAGUGCGUAUGCACACAGCCAAUCUCACUGUUCCAGAGCCAAUCCUAUUACGAGGUCAUGUAUUAGUUAUGGAUUUUAUUGGACAUGAAGGGUGGGCUGCUCCCAAAUUAAAAGAUGCAGAGUUGUCUAACUCAAGAGCCUGUAAACUUUACAGAGAUUGUGUUGUAAUGAUGUGGGCAAUGUUCAACAAGUGCCACCUUGUUCAUGCAGAUCUUAGUGAAUUUAAUUUGUUGUAUCAUGAAGGUAUGGUUUAUGUGAUUGAUGUAUCCCAGUCAGUAGAACAUGAUCAUCCUAGGGCUUUGGAUUUUCUCAGAAAAGACUGCACCAAUAUUACAGAAUUUUUUAAAAAACAAGGAGUUGCGACUAUGUUAGUCAAAGAGCUAUUUGACUUCAUUACCGACCCUACUGUUACUGAGAAUAAUAUGGAACAAUAUCUUGAUCGAGUAUCUGCUCAAGCUGCUGAAAGGGGUGAUGAUUUGUCUGCAGAACAGCAAGUUCAGGAAGAAGUUUUUAAAAAUGUGUACAUUCCCCGUAAUCUUGAAGAAGUUGUUCAUAUUGAACGUGAUAUUCGCCAGGCUAAAGAGGGUAAAGGUGAAGAUCUUGUUUAUAAAACUAUUGUAGGUCUUAAAGAGGAUCUUAGCACAGCAAAGGAACCAUCAAUCCUUGCUGAAGCCCAGGACAAAGAAUGUGGUUCCAGCGAUGGAACUGGAAGUGAUGAUGAUGAAAGUUGUUCAGAUGAUGAUGCACCUGACUCUGGUACCAAAUUUAAAAGCUCUCCAAGACCAAAAGACGAAUCUCCAGAGAGUAGGAAGGCUAGAAAAAAAGCCAUUAAGGAGCAGCAGGCAGAAAAUAGGAAAACAAAAUUAAAGAAGCAUGUGAAGAAAAGGAAAGAAAAAGCAUCAAAGAAAAAAUAGUUUUUUCCCUGUGUAGGAUGUUUUUUAAAGAAUAAAAAAUGUCAUGUUUGAAAAUUUUCAAGCAAUGCACAGUUGGUCCCAAAUGUUACAGACCUGGUGAAAUGUGUAUCUAUCUACAUUUAUAAUAACAAUGUAUAAUAUAUUUAUAAUAAAACUGCCUACAUAAUCUA
This is a messenger RNA of Frankliniella occidentalis (western flower thrips), 1957 nucleotides long. RefSeq names its product serine/threonine-protein kinase RIO1 (gene RIOK1). Gene Ontology annotation, biological process: maturation of SSU-rRNA. The record is from RefSeq and is a predicted model, not a curated record. The coding region runs from base 39 to 1787 and encodes 582 amino acids. Gene Ontology annotation, cellular component: cytosol; preribosome, small subunit precursor. Lineage: Eukaryota; Metazoa; Arthropoda; Insecta; Thysanoptera; Thripidae. The transcript has 10 exons. Gene Ontology annotation, molecular function: ATP binding; protein serine/threonine kinase activity.